Molecule: messenger RNA, 4157 nt
Organism: Pygocentrus nattereri (red-bellied piranha)
Lineage: Eukaryota; Metazoa; Chordata; Actinopteri; Characiformes; Serrasalmidae
Product: cysteinyl leukotriene receptor 2-like
Exons: 3
Coding region: 127-1230 (367 amino acids)
Biological process (GO): G protein-coupled receptor signaling pathway
Cellular component (GO): plasma membrane
Molecular function (GO): G protein-coupled receptor activity
Source: RefSeq, a predicted model, not a curated record
GUAGCAUAGCUCGCAUAACUCCUCUUCAGCCUGUGGACUGAGAACAACCAUCUACCUCUACAUACCGCAUGUCGUUCAGCAGCCAGGCACAGCAUUAACUCAGGAUCUGUUGAACCCACUUCAGUGAUGGCAAGCAACAACUCAACCCGGAGCCUCAGCUGUAACCACUCAGAGGAGUACAAAUUCACCACCUACACUGUGGUGUUCAGCCUGAUCUUUGUUUUCGGUCUUGUGGGCAAUGUGGGUGCACUGUAUGUCUUCUGCAAGUUCUCUAUCAAGAAUCGGCUGUCCACCAUCUUCCUCAAACACCUGGCCGCCUCUGACCUCGUCUUCAUCCUCACCCUGCCCAUCCGGAUCGCCUUUUACUCCACUUAUUCUACGUCGAGUGACGGUGUGUCGAGAUCUUUCAUUAUGGUGGCCUUGGACUUUACCUGCCGUUUCUCCACCUACUUGUUCUACAUCAGCAUGUACUGCAGCAUCUUGUUCCUGACUGCUUUGAGCUUGUGCCGCUACCUAGUGUUGGCCGGUCGUGUUCGUCUCCAGAACAGCGAGGCCUGCCGGUGGGCUCGCAUCCUGUGCUGGGGCAUCUGGGUCUUCGUGCUUGGAGGGAACAUGUUAUAUAUUGCUGCUACUUUUGGGUUCAAUAUAAGAGCAGAAGGAUGCCUAGAACCCAGGGGUGAAUCCUGGGGUUGGCUGUAUCAGCUGAACCUGAUUGUCCUGGUGAUCUGCUUUCUACUUCCACUGACCGUGGUGUUAAUUUGCUACUCACUAAUGAUCCGACACAUUUUGAGGACAAGGUCAGGCCAGAGGCAGCGGGAUGUGGCACUGGUGUGCCUGGUGCUUUGUAUCUUCUGCUUGUGCUUCCUGCCCUACCACAUCCAGCGCACACUCCACCUCUACUACAUUAUGCACCACCAGAAGGAUUGCCAAUUGCUAGCCACCUUGCAGAAGACAGUGGUGGUAACUCUCUGCUUUGCUGCUUUAAAUAGUUGCCUGGAUCCACUCAUCUUCUUGUUUGUUGGCCACGGAUUCAUACCGGUGAUGAACAAGCUUAUUGCUCAAUGCGCACUACGAGGACAGUCCCACCAGGGGGGGGUGUCUUCUGCUUUAAGUUUUACAUCUCCACCUGCAGUGCGACUACCAUUGAUUAGAGGUCAAAACAAUGUGGAAAUAGAACCGGCUUCUCCUGUAAUAUUGCGGUUCUCGCAAAAGAUGGAUACUACAGACUGACUGUAAAUUUAUACCAUUUGUCAUGACAACAUAUUUUGUUUUAUUGUUGUGAGUAUAGACUUACCUCAGGGUUCAUUUCCAGAUUAUUUUAUCCCCCCUGUUUCAAAGGACUAGGUACCUGGCAGUAGCUCUUAUUAUUCUGCAAGGCGGGAGCCAUUUUUGUUGACAGAAAUGUAUUCUGGAUGCAAAACGAUAGCCUGAACUUUUUUGGGAUGUUGUGCUACACUCAAAACUUUAUCACCACUUGAACCAAAGUGAUUUUGAAGUCCUAGUCUGGUUUUAAACUGUUGCAUCUUUGCAAACCUCCUCUUAUCCAGGAUCACCAGUUUCCAAGAGGAGAUUUUACUCAAAACAAGAGACAUGUCCACCACAGUUUCCCCAUUUUGUAGAAAAAGACAGACUGGAACGAAUGGUCAGGAACAAGGAGAUGUAAGAUUUACAUUUUGGCAAGAUGUUUUCUUUUUCCUGCAAAAAAAAAGGCAGACAGGCUCAGAACUCUCAAGAUUGUCUUCUGGGAAUUUGACAGAACAGUGUGGUUUGAAGACAUCUAAGGACGUCUUAAAAAACUUGUGUUUAUAUGAUCUCUAUCUAUGAUUGAAGAGAUCUAAGUGUGUGAAGUGAGUGAAAUCAGGCUAUUUUCGUUUUUGCUGGCGAACUAUGCAUGUAUAUGCAAAAUGGAUAAGCCUGGAUUAGCUAUAUCAAAAGAUUAAGGGGGAGCACAUGGUACGUCAUGUACUGCCUUCUAUCACAUAUCUUCGAGAUAAGUCUCUUCUCCCUGCCCACAGCAACAUCAUGCACUUUUUUCAUCAACUUAAGCCCAUUUGAUAUUGCAUUCCAAAAAGGUCAUAGUUCGUAAAGGAAAACUUUAGUGCUCAAACUUCAUUUAGGAACAGAGGAAACACUUUGGCCUAGAGUGCUGUCCUGAUUGUACCUUUGAUUAACUGGAAUCUUUGGAAUGGGUAUCAUUUAAUCAGUGUCUGCUAAGGCCUAGGCCUAAAAUAAUGGCCUUCCAUAUGUUAUUAGCAGUUCUACGGAGGCCUGUUUUAAUCCCUGUCACACCAUUCUCAUUAUACCUAAAUCACAGCUUUGUUCCAUGUACAUCUAUGCCUAUCGCAUGUUAAAUUGGCCACAAGUUCUGGAUUUUGUCUGUGAUUGGCUAUCCACCGGUAUGUGUAUGCACUUCAAUGCACCGGGUCCAAUCUGUCCAACAAACUUUCGCAAGCAGUUGCUCACCCUGUCGAGUGUUUUGGUGCAGGAUACAGCUGCUGGAUUUAAAAAAGCUUGCAAAUGUCAUGGGGCCACAUGUUUAAAAGUUGCUCAGGAGUUUUCUUUAAAGAACUUAGUAGCUAGUAAGCAAGACAUGUUUGCAAGCAUAUCACUUUGUUUUCUGUGGGUGUGCUUUUUUAUUGGGGUCCUUUUUAAAAGUUGCCUAUCGAUACAAGUCAGAAAAAAACAAUGGUUUAUGGUUAGUUAUUUUGCACGUUAAAAAUAGGUGUCACGAUUGGCCCCUCCCAAUCCUGUCCAUGUGCUUUUUGUUUACUUUUGAUCUUCCAUGUGUGUUUGUUUUGGUUGUUAGUCCAGCCCCUUGUUUCGUGACUCCACCCCUGAUCGUCUCCACCUGUUUCCACCUGUCCGUUGUUUACCCUUAUGUAUUUAAUAUACCCCCAAUCAAUCCGUGCUGGCUCUAUGACCCUGGACCAUUUCAACUAUAAGCCUGGAUUUGCCCACAAUAAAAGUCGCUUAUCUCUGCAUAUGCACCCGCAACGCUCCCUGUUACAAUAGGCAGUAAGCGACAGACUCUGGAAUGUAAGGCCUUCCUAGAGUGUUGAAUCAGUGCAAGUGGGAAUGGUGCUAUAAUGUCAAGUAGGAACAUCACUUCCUAAAGAUCCCAAAUGAACAGACGCCCAAACCACUACCUAUCUGGCCACAAAAAAAUGUCUCAUCGGAAAAGUUGCACUUCUGGAAUGGAACAAUGUGCUUUGAUGACAUCUAAGGACAGUGAGGCUUCUGCUGUUCAGAGAACUUUGAAGACUGGUGUGAUUUCUUAUCUAAAUGAAACUAAAUUUGGUUUGUGUAGUAGUCUGUCUCCUAAGGAUAUAUGCUUCAUAAAACAACACUCAUUUAAAUCACAGUUUGUUUGGAAUUUAGCCAGAAACUCUGAAACCCCUCUGAACACAAAUGUAUCAUGGUGUGAAAAUUCUAACAUUUAUCCAAGUCACCUGUUUAUGCAUUUUAAAUCAUUCUUUAAGAGAUAUUUGUAAAUAUUUGUAAAAAAGACGUGUAAUACCACAUUUCUUGUCAGUUUAAACAGGUAUAUUUGACUUUUUUAGUGGAGAGGGUGUUCAUUUCUUUAAUUACAACCACUGCAGUAGCACAAUGUUGUAUUCAUUAUCACUGCUCAUGCUUUGAUGUUUCAUUUUGGCCCUAUAACUACUGCAAUAAUGGAUAAAGGAAUCAUUGCUUAGCUUGAAUGAUCAAACUUGUCCCACAAGUCUGAUUUGGUGACAGUGGAUUUAGAAUGGCUUAAUUUUUAAAAUGCAUACAGAUUAGCAGUAUUUACUGCUUGGGAUGGGCAUUUCAGUCAAAAUUGAUACUGAUAUUAAUACCCUGCUACCGGAUGCAUCAGCCAGCUGCCAGCACAAACAGUGAUGCCACCAAGAGCCACAGGUCAAUCUAAAGUCUUCAAUAUAGUCAGACAAAUGCUAGUUGUGUGUUUUUACCUCAGGUAACAUUACUAGCCUUGCCACACUGUAUUUUAGCUCAAAGUUUUACACUUGGUUUUUGGAGUGCUGGCUUGCUGAUAGAAAACGUGAUAUACGUGGUUUCUAUUCUUGUCUUUGGUAAAAGUAGUUUAUCUUUGUCUUUUGGCAUCAAUGGCUUCAUGUUCUGCAUUUUUUAAUAAAACUGAUCAACUCACAAGUCCUUAA